UAGUAGCGAUUUAAUUGUUAUAAAGUCAUCAUUGAUUAGGAGAAUGAGGAAUUAUAAGUGGCAGCAGCACAUGUCAUGCAGUCGUCCCGUGCUGUGACGCCCAUAAUAACAUCAGUAACGCUGCAACAAAGCAAAAGGUUUCGCGCCGAAAAGAAAAACGGCAAAAACACGCAGCAAAAUUACGAAGAAAAAAACAAACAAAACAUCAUUCGUUUAUGCACCGGUGCAAAUGUGAAAAAUGUGUUAACAACAAAUAAAUGCAACGUUUGUAGUUCAUAUGCUGAAAUUGCAGCAACGCUACGAGCCAGACGGGUGAAGUAGUGUGCGUUUGCGUGAGCGUGUGUGUAAGUGCGAGUUGUGUGUGUGUGUAAGCAAGCGGCGCGUUUGAGGUGUAACUGCCCUCCCCCACCUCUACAACUCCAUCCCCCACCUGCUGCACAAUGGCACCAACAAAAAAACGUGAAAAGGAAAACAACAACAGUGGAGAUGCUGCUGCUGUGGCCAUCAAUGGAUUGGCGGCAAGUGCAGCAGAUACAACUGCCACACACGAAGCGUUGGCAGCGCCAACAGCCACAACAACAUCGGGAACAGCAACUGCUGCUGCAGUAACCCAGGAAACGCAUCCAAAACUUAAUGGACACCAACAAGAGCAGGAACUCUUUCUACAGGCCUUUGAAAAGCCCACACAGAUCUAUCGCUAUCUUCGCAAUCGCCACGAGACAAAUCCCAUCUUUCUGAAUCGCACACUCAGCUAUAUGAAAGAGCGCAUGUCGCGCAACAACAAGAAACGCGCCAAUUUCAAAAUCGACACCAUACUGGACACCAUCACCCAAAAGUCUGAGGCUGUAACCCAAAACUACCUGCACGUCAUUUACGAUUCGCUGCACGAGAAACUCAAACCGGAAAGCGACACCGAUCUGCUAUUGCGUCCACGCCAGGAUCUCGAUCAGGAGCCGGAACAGGAGUUGCUAUGUCAAGCCGGUGAAUCAGUGUGUGUGGAGACCACCUUAUAUAAGAUAACGCGCAGCAAGCGCAAGGAUAGCACACUCGAUUUUCAAGAGUUGUUGAGCAAAAGCUGUCAAAUUGUCUACAAUCCCAAGGAGGGCAUUGGUGAGCAUUCGACCAUCAGCAUACCGUUGCAGACGAUGCGACCGAUGGGCGAGCAACACACGCUCUACAAGCUACUCUUCCGCAUCAAGAUGCAGCCACAAUCAUGCAACGAUGAGAAUGCAGCCACGCCUCCAAACAAGCGCUCGCGCUCCAGCGAAAAGCUCUAUGGAUCCGAGUUGAUAUUGUAUGAGAAGUCAAGUGGUUUCAUCACCGAGGGCGAAUACGAGGCCAUGCUGCAGCCAUUGAAUUCGUCGAGCAUCAAAUCGUUCUCACCAAAGAAAUGCACCUGGGAGACCAUGCCCGACAGCUACAUUCCACUUUCGCUGACCUACGAUGUCUAUCAGCAGAGUCCCAUGCUCAAAUUCCAUUUGACACUCUCCAAUGAGCAAUUGCCCGACAUUAUUGCAGCGCCCGAGUUACAGCGUUAUGUACAGCAUCUUGAUGUGGAUGGCGAACUCAGUCACAUCAAUAACAACAACAAUCUUAACAACAAUAAUAACAAUAACAACAAUCAUUGUAACAGUGGCUUGAAGAAUGGCAGCAACAAUAUCAGCAGCAUUUGCAAGGCAACGCCGGAGCACAUACAAAUCGUCUAUAACUUUAUGUACAGUAACAAUACGCGCCAACAAACCGAGUACACACAGGAACUCAACUGUCCCUGGUGCGGCUUGGACUGCCUGCGUUUGUAUGCGCUGCUCAAGCAUCUGAAACUCUGCCAUGCGCGCUUCAACUUUACGUACCAGCCAGCGGGCAGCGGUGCACGCAUCGAUGUCACCAUCAAUGACGCCUAUGAUGGCUCGUAUGCCGGUUCGCCAUAUGAUCUGGCUGGACCGUCGGGCUCAUCGUUUGCCCGCACUUGCGGUCCGGUGAGACGCACCUCGGUCACCAGCCUAAUGGUUUGUCGGCCAAGGCGACAGAAGACCUGCCUAGAUGAAUUCCUCGAGCUGGAUGAGGAUGACAUCAGUAAUCAACGUUCUUAUAUAACAGGACACAACAGAUUGUAUCACCACACGGAAACUUGCCUGCCAGUGCAUCCCAAGGAGCUGGACAUUGACUCGGAAGGGGAGAGCGAUCCGCUUUGGCUGCGCCAAAAGACCAUACAAAUGAUCGACGAAUUCUCCGACGUCAACGAGGGCGAAAAGGAGCUAAUGAAGUUGUGGAAUUUGCAUGUGAUGCGCCACGGAUUCGUCGGCGACUGCCAGCUGCCGUUGGCCUGCGAAAUGUUUCUGGAUGCCAAAGGUGUCGAGAUUGUGCGCAAGAAUCUCUAUCGCAACUUCAUACUACACAUGUGCUCCCUCUUCGACUACGGAUUGAUUGCAGCCGACACAGUGUACAAGACGGUGCAAAAGCUGCAAGGACUACUCAGCAAAUACGCUGCCGGCCAGGAGCUGAUGCAGCGACAGCGUGAGGCACAGCUCAAGUUCUGGCUGGACGUGGGUAUGCACAAAAAGCAGGACGAUCUGAAGCAUCUGAAGUCACCGCAGAAACCAGCAACCAGCUGCAGCAAUGAUGCAGCAACUACCUCAUCGGGCAGCGGCAGCGGCAACGCAGCCAAUGCCAUGCAACCGCCUAAACGCAUGCCGGCUAAUCUGAAGCGGGCCAAUGCUGCGGCCACUGCCACCUCACUAGAUGGCCAGGAUGCGAACAGUGCUGGCAACAGCAGCAAGAAUGUGGCCAAGAAGAGCGCCACCGAUCAGCCAGUUAGCAAUUUGGCCAGCACACGCGAGCGACGUUCCGAACAGGGCCAGAAACGUUCUGCCAACGGUGGACGACUCAGUGCACCCGAAAGCAGAACUGCCACAAGCUCACUGUCCAAGCGGAAGCUCAGUCCGAAAGACACUGCUAUGAUCAGCAAACGGCAGCGCUACAGCGAUGGCAGCGCCAGCAAUGUGGGAUCAGCAGCGAGCAGCGGUUCGACGACGACGACGCGUAACAAAAGCAAUAACCAUACACUGCCAGCAAAUAGCAACAACAAGCGACGCGCCUCCUUGCAGCGCAGCAGAUCGAACAGCAGUGCCGCCGGCAGCGCUGCACAUGGGCUGCGCACGCGCCUGUCUGUGCCUGUUACAAAGUACGAGAGGCGCUGACGCAAGCGGCGCUGCUGUCGUUGCUGCUGCUGAGAACAAAGAAUACUACGACGGACGAAAAACAAGAAGGAUCAGAAAAAGGAUGACGUACGUUUCGUUAGAUUUUACAGUUUGGUUUUGUCACCUUUAUCGAUAUCAGGUUUAGACAAAAAAAAUAUUGUCUAGCAAUUUUAUAUAAAUUUUUAUUAUUAAUUAUUAUGUUGAGUUUAUCUUAUGCACUUUACUUUAUUUUUAUGUUGGACAUUUGUAAAGUCUUCGAAGUAUCUACUAAGAUUUCCACAAAACCCAUUUCUCUAAAGAACACACCAUAACAACAAAAAUUAUAAUAAUACGAUUGCAUUAAUAUUAAUUUUAAUGAUUAACUUUACAUAAUUAUCACGUAUCAUAUAAAUGCCAGUUACUUAAAUAUUGCAUUGCUUUUGGCAAACAAAUUAUUCAACAUUUUGUAAUAAAUCACUCCGUGCGAUUGAGGAAAUUCUGUAUGUGAACAUCAAAUUGUAAUUAGCACUAUAAUAUAUCGAUACAUAUAUUUCGAAAAUUGAGAAAGCAAGAAUUUGCCUAGGUAUUAAAGAAAAACCACAACAAAUCAAUUUUAGGAACUGCUGAAUAAAAUUUUGCAUAUA
Molecule: messenger RNA, 3820 nt
Organism: Drosophila sulfurigaster albostrigata
Lineage: Eukaryota; Metazoa; Arthropoda; Insecta; Diptera; Drosophilidae
Gene: Su(z)12
Product: polycomb protein Su(z)12
Cellular component (GO): ESC/E(Z) complex; nucleus
Molecular function (GO): chromatin DNA binding
Source: RefSeq, a predicted model, not a curated record